AACGCCGGACACUAAAUUUGCUGGAUUUUGAAAGGCUUAUAUAUGAGCUUAUUGUUGUUUGGCAGGUGACAUUUGCGAUGUGACCUGUGUGUUGAUGCCCGUGUGUGUAUUGUUGGUGGUGUCAGGGCACAGACACUGGAUGACUGCGCGAAAGUGCCACAUUCCUUUGCCACAACGGCUGCAGGACUAAAACACGCAGCAUUCCUUGCUGAAGGUGCUCUUUCAACUCUGCGUGAUCAAGUUUGUUUUUGACGGCGUUGAUCGCGGUGCAGCGCGGCGGGUGGAUCGACUGCGACUGACUCCGGGUUCACUAGCUUCUCAGUGUUCGACGGAGUAAGCCGAAGCAAGAAUGGUGAUGUCGGGCCGCGCGGCCGCGGCCCUCGAGCCCCAAGAUCGGGUCAGCGCCGCUGAUCAACACCAGCUGAUGCAGACGUUGCCCAUACACAAGCCACCCCCUAGCCCUCGCACCCUCCAUAGACACAACUCGGAAGCGUCCACCUUAAACGCCGCUGCAGGCCUGGCGCGCAGCUUCCGGUUCGCGUCUCUGACCUCAUUAACACGUCGGAAGAUGUCUCCCGGACCGGUGGUGGCUCCUCGGCCGCCGCACCUUGACGUGCAGCAGUGGCUAGGGGUGCUCGACGUUGCCGAGUACGCGCCCCAGUUCUCCUCGUUCUCCGGCGUCGAGGAGCUACUGUGGUUUUCGGAGGCAGACAUCAAGGAGCUGGGUGUUCGGAACUCGGCACACAGAGCUCGUAUCAUGUCCAGUUUGGUCGCCUUGCGGGCCAAGUACGAAAGAGGAAACAGACGUAGGGGCGGAGACAAGCUGCAGAGGCACAGCGUCGCUGUGGACAGCGGACGCCUCGUGGACAGGACCAUCACAAUCAACUCCGAGUUGUGCGUGAAUGAGCCACCCCAGAGCAAGAGCUUAGACAAUCUAACCAUGGAGGAGAGCGACCCAAACGCUGGGACGAUCGCUCUCCGCAAGGCCCUCGAGUGGGAACUAAGCUUGGAUAGCCGGGAUCUACGGUCCCAUGCGUGGUACCAUGGUGCCAUCCCACGCCAAAGGGCUGAGGACAUCACGAGUCUGGAUGGACACUUCUUGGUUAGAGACUGCAUGUCACAGCCUGGUGACUACGUCCUCAGCUGUAAAUACAGAAAUCAGCCACUUCACUUUGUCAUCAACAAGGUGGUGCUGCAGCCCGAUACGGUAUACGAGCGGGUGCAGUUCCAGUUCGAGGACGAGGCGUUUGACACGGUUCCCGACCUGAUCACCUUCUACGUGGGCAGCGGCAAGAGCAUCUCGCAAAUGUCCGGCGCCAAGAUCCACACACCACGCAACCGACUGUACCCGCUGUCGUUCUACGCGUCCAAGUUCCCCAUGCAGAUGCCGCCGUCGGGGCUGACGUCGCCGUGCUCCCCGGCCGGCUCGCUGGUCACCUCGCCGUGCGCCAACUCUCCCGCCUCAAGACUGAACAUGUACAGCAACAACAUGGUGAUGGCACAGCCCCAGCAGCCCCCUGCAGGCCUCACCUCGCCCCCUGGCACCCUCGGCCGAAGCAACUCGCGCCCUGGCACGCCGCCCAAACUGCCCACCAAGCACAGGAGCCACUCACUCACUGCCAACGCGGUCCUUGCUGAAGCUGGGAUGCGGAGCAUGUCAAUCGACGAGCGUUCAAGCGACAAAUUCGCCUCCCUACCGCGCAACAACACCCCCAAGGGCCCCCCGGUGUGCACUUCGACGAUGCCGAGGCAGAAUAAGUCACCGAUGGCGCGCGGCAUGAGCGACCCCACCCUCAGCCCUUGCAUGGAGCGGCGCCACAUACUGGACCUGGACCCGCAAGGCAGCCCGCCACCCAAACCAAGCCGCCCGCCCUGCCUGACAAGCGACCUGAAGGGCGCCGCCCAGGGGGUGUACCACGCAUCCGGUAGCGACUCGGGCAACGGCUCGGGCGACUCUGUGCAGAGCUCGGCCGACAACGUCGACUCGACAUCCGCAAUGACCAUCUCACUGAAGCCAUGCUCGGUGGGUGUGGUCAUAAAGAACCCUUCGCGCAGCUACACGCCACCGGACGCGGUGGAGCCGGUGCUGGAACCCCACUCCGCCUUCGACCUGGACUCGUUCGCCACUCUGCUGCUGCCCAUGAAGGAGAAUAAGCCGCUGGACGCAAUGGCCAUGCAGGGCGUGCGCUUGCUGCUGGUCGAGAACGGCUCCAGGGUGAUCGCCAACCACCUGACCAAGGUGGACCUCGAGUUGGCGCACGCCGCCGGACGCUUCUGUCCCAAGGGCGAGCAGCUUGAUCUCGGCCUCGGCGUGCAUUCAGGGAUUGAAUUGUGUUCCUUGCCGCACGGCCACCAACUCAGACUGGAUCUCAUUGAAAGGACGCGCUGCAUGCAACUUUUCGUGGCAGUCACAGUGCUCAGCGGUGCGACUGAUGUUGAGCGAGCUGACACUCUCCACAGGUGGAUACAAGUUGCAGUUGACACGAAAACUGCCUUAGGCAACCUGUAUGGCUUCUGUGCGAUCAUGAUGGGACUGAGCAUGCCGCAGGUGCAGCGGCUCUCUUCAACGUGGCACGUUCUCCGCCAGAGAUACACGGACAGCGCCUUCAACUUUGAGGCGAAACUGCGUCCGGUCUUGAAAAGUAUGAACGAAUGCACGAAUCCUCAUGCGCCCAACACCACCAUUCCACACCUGUUACCCUUCGUGCUGCUGCACGAACGCGAGUGCGCCUUGGACAUAGAAGACCAGCUGCAUCCGUCGCCCUUGUGCUGGGAGAACAGCAAUGACCAGGGCAUCCAGACGCUGUUCGACCACCUGUUGGUGGCCAGGAAGUUCUCAGACAACGAGGCCAACUACCGGCGCAACGCGGAGAUCGUGCUGACCGACGCCAAGACCGACGACCUGCUGAUGGACGCGUUCCGCACAGAGUUCCACCUCAAAUUCCUGUGGGGCAGCAGGGGCGCCGGAGUGGCCGCGGCCCACAGGCACGCCAAGUUUCUGCAGGUCGUCACGGCCAUGUCGGAAAAGUGCGAGCCCAGCGGCCUGCAGUCGCCGUGCACGCCAACCAUGCCCAACAGCCCCUCCAUCACAUUGUUUGGACCAACUCACACUGCAGUCUAGACCAAAAGAAGGUCACGGGACGCGGCAAAUUGAACUGAUUUUGUCACAUUGAUUUUAAGCCUGAGAGCGCUCGACAGGAUGCAAAACUUUUCAGUCCAAUUCCAAAAUCAAAACCAUUUUGACGGUUAAAAUAUAAUUUACUCAAACAUGAAGCAAAGCCAACCAUUUAAAAAUUAAUUUUGAAUAAUUAAGAAAAAAUAUUUUCUUGUAGGAGACGUUUUAAUAAUUCCUUUAUGAGCUGUAGUCAGAAAAGUGACAUAUUUUUACUUUCUUUCAUUUCAAAUUUUCCUUAUUUAGUAAUUUACAGAAGCUUAUUAGAAGAAACGUCAGCUGGAUUAAUUAUUUCUUUAAGAGUUACGAUCCUUUAGAAAACGCUCUUAGGCGUCGAUGGGACUUUUACAACCAGGCAGACCCUUGCUCUCUGGGUGUCUAUAUAGGACCUUCAAAGAAACUUCAUCUGACGUAAAAUGGUACUACAUAGAAAUUAACACGACUGGCGCUACUACCAUUAUACAAAGUACUAAAUAUACGAGCAGGUUAGGGUUAUGAUUAAAUAAAAUGGGCUGCGGAGACACCUCAAACUGAUAUUAUAAUAUGCCCUUUUUACGGCAAUCGGAGGAGAAGCAUUCUCAACAUUUUAGGAAAAUUACUGUGCACUCAAUCAAUUUGAUUCAGUCAUUUUGCUCACGUCAAAAAUCAAGGGUUAAACUUUCGUUGUACAUUUGAGGUGCCUCAUGUUUAUAAACGUUAGCAGAACAAUAACUACGACAACACCUCCUCUUCUCUACAUACUAUACUGUAAGUAAUUUUGUACUGAUUGUGUUUUAAAAAUCGUAGCCAGGUCGUUUUGCAGAUUUUUCACAUUUUAUAUUGGUACAUUUGUACGCGCAGGCAGACUUACACACACACAAUAGAUGAGUUAGCUCUCAAACAAAGUACUCAAAAGUACAGUCACACGCAUUUUCAGUGUCCAGAAACGAGCUGCUGUCUUUUCGUUCCAUAGAAAAUGGUGCUAAAGUACUCAUUUAAAAUGACACGGUCGGUACUCAAAAGAUUUCCUGUUCCAUCUUUCACACAACAUAAUUAUAUCUAACGUAAAUGUGGCAUAUUGGAAUAAUUAAUGGAUGUUAUUCCCACAUGAUUUCCAGCGCUUUUGUCACGCAUGAUGUAUCAUUCCAUUGAAUUUUCGAUCACACCGCCUGUAACCUGCUUCGUCACUAUAAUAUCCAUUACGGUGCAUUCCUUUUUGUUGUGGCUCAAAAUCUGAUUUUGAUUCCGAGGUUGUGAUUUAAUUUUAAGUUUUACGCUCGUAAGUUUUCGUAUAAAAUAUAUAUUGAUUGUCUUGUGUUAAUUGUGAUAAUAACAGUUACGUAUUUAAGCUCUUUUUGUACAGCAGGCACUUUCCACGUAAAAGUAAUUCGCAAUUGUUUUUCUAUGCUCAAAAUUAAAGUCUUUUACUAUAAUCAAAGAACUAAAAAAAGUAUUCACUAAAAACUAGUUACUGUCAAGGAAGCUCAAAUCGAGGCCAUAUUUAGCUGAUCGGUUGCGAGAAAUUGAUGUCUUCAACUACACUGUACCAAACUGAUGUAAAAAUGUGUCAAAUUACACCACCAUUAAAGUAAUAUGUUAAUUGAUGUAAAUAUUGUAAAAGAAACGCUGAUCUAGAGAAGGAAGAAACCGCCGAUGGUGAAAAUGCCAAGAGAGAUAUGGGUACAAGGAAAGUGUGCAUAUCUCCGGCGUUUAAUUGCUUAAUGAGGGAAAACUUCACCACCAUAUCAAAAGUUCGUGGAUGGUUAAAAGAGAGAAUACUAUUCUACACACCUAAAUUAUAAAAAAAUGCUAUGAUUGUUGGAGAUAGUAUGGCUGUGCUGGUAUAAGAAAAUCAACCACAUUUUUGAUUACCCACUGUUCAUUGUGAUCUUGAGUUUAAAACCCGCCAAUGUACAUUAAUUUCUUUGUUUAUGUGCGAUUGUGGAAUCGUGAAAAGGAAAGGCGCAUACAAUACUACACAUAAUUAUAUUAAAUUGCUUCGAUGUAAAAUUUCCAGAUCACACGUAUUAAAAUAGAUGAUGAUUGCUGACAUCAGAUAGUAAUUAUUAUUGUUAUUUCGUUGUAGCGCUUGAAUGAAAUAAAACGCAAUAAUUUAUAAAAAAA
Cloeon dipterum is the source of this 5275-nucleotide messenger RNA. RefSeq names its product breast cancer anti-estrogen resistance protein 3 homolog. Gene Ontology annotation, biological process: positive regulation of peptidyl-serine phosphorylation; small GTPase-mediated signal transduction. The transcript is spliced from 11 exons. Lineage: Eukaryota; Metazoa; Arthropoda; Insecta; Ephemeroptera; Baetidae. The coding region runs from base 350 to 3121 and encodes 923 amino acids. The record is from RefSeq and is a predicted model, not a curated record. Gene Ontology annotation, molecular function: phosphotyrosine residue binding; guanyl-nucleotide exchange factor activity.